CCGGCUGCUUCCUGUAUAGGGAGAGGCGGGGAGAGGCGGAGCAAACACAAAAAGUUCAGCGUCAUUUUCCAGAAGUUAAAAUGUGAGAGAGCAGCAGCAGAGCUGCAGUCGAGUCUUGUUUGUCACUAAAAGAAGAUUCAUCCAAGUCCAUCAGGUUUCUCUCAGCAACAGUGAGUGCAGACAUGUCUGCUGCCAGCAAUCUGCGAUCUGAAGAUCAGUUUCUGUGCUCCAUCUGUCUGGAUGUGUUCACUGAUCCAGUCACUACAUCAUGUGGACACAACUUCUGCAAAAACUGCAUAUCUCAGCACUGGGACAUGAAUGUCAUGUAUCAGUGUCCCAUGUGUAAAGAGACUUUCUGCACUAGACCUCAGCUGAGGGUCAACACCUUCAUCUCUGAGAUGGUUGCUCAGUUCAGACGUGAAGCUCAGCAGAAAGCCAGCAGCAGCAGCUCAGAGCAACAAGCUGCCAAACCAGGAGAAGUUCCCUGUGACGUCUGCACUGGAACCAGACUGACAGCCGUGAAGUCCUGCCUGGUGUGUCUGACCUCCUACUGUCAGACUCACCUGGAGCCUCAUCUGACAAAGGAAGGUCUGAAAAGACAUCAGCUGAUUGAGGCUGUGAAGAACCUGGAAGGAAGGAUGUGUACGAAGCAUGAUAAACCGCUGGAGCUGUUCUGUAAGACCGACCAGACAUGUGUCUGUGUGUUUUGCCCUGUUUUAGAUCACAAAAACCACGAGUUUGUUCCUCUGAGAGAAGAAUAUGAAGGAAAGAAGGCAGAGCUGGGGAAGACAGAGGCUGAGAUUCAGCAGAUGAUCCAGAAGAGACGACUGAAGAUUCAGGAGAUCACAGAGUCGGUGAAGAUGAGUAAAGAUGCUGCAGACAGACAGAAAGCAGAAGGUGUUCAGGUCUUCACUGCUCUGAAGGAGUCUGUUGAGAGACGCCUGAAGGAGCUCAUGAAGGAGAUCGAAGACAAACAGGAAACAACAGAGAAACAGGCUGAAGGUCUCAUCAAAGAUCUGGAACAGGAAAUCUCUGAGCUGAUGAAGAGAAGCUCUGAGGUGGAGCAGCUCUCACGCUCUGAAGACCACCUCCACCUCCUCCAAAGCUUCUCUUCCCUGAAAGCUGCUCUACCCACCAAGGACUGGAUAGAGGUCAGAGUCCAUCCACCAUCAUAUGAGGGGACUGUGGUGAGAGCUGUAGCUCAGCUGGAGGAGACAAUCAGGAAACUCAUGAAGAAGAAGCUGUUUGAGGCUGAGCUGAAGAGGGUCCAGCAGCAUGAGGUGGAUGUGACUCUGGAUCCUGAUACAGCACAUCCUAAUCUCAUACUGUCUGAUGAUGGAAAACAAGUGUAUGAUAGUGAUGUGAAGAAGAAUCUUCCAGACAACCCAGAGAGAUUUUCUUACUAUGGUAUUGCUUUAGGAGAGCAGAGUUUCUCUUCAGGCAGAUUUUACUUUGAGGUUCAGGUUAAAGGAAAGACUAAAUGGGAUAUAGGAGUGGCCACAGAGUCGAUCAACAGGAAGGGACAAAUCACACUGAGUCCUCAGGAUGGUUUCUGGACUGUAGCGCUGAGAAAUGGAAAUGAGUACAAAGUUCUUGCGGGCCCUACAGUCCCCCUCUGUCUUCAUCCGGGUCCUGAGAAGGUGGGGGUGUUUGUGGAUUAUGAGGAGGGUCUGGUCUCCUUUUAUGAUGUAGGUGCUGCAGCUCUGAUCUACUCCUUUAUUGGCUGCUCCUUCACUCACAAACUCCACCCAUUCUUCAAUCCCUGUCUGAAUGAUGGUGGUAAAAACUCUGCCCCUCUGGUCAUCUGUCCUGUCAACCAAACUGAGUUGAUCAACGACUGAUUUUAUUUGAUGAACAAAUGAACAUAUUGAGUGUAAAUCCUCUACAGUCUCCAUGUUUUCUAUUGGAUCUGAUUAUCAGGACUCUGAUUCACACAUUCAUCUGAUUCUCAUGGAAUUUGAUGCAAAAAGAAGAAAAGUUGAAUCAGGAAAUGUUCCCACUAGUGUAGACUCGAGCUGAAGAGCAAAUAUCAGAGAAUAAAUGUCCAAAAGCUUCAUUUUAAAUGCUUUGAGUGAAUACAGAAUCAUGUGUGGCUGUUAUACGGAACAUUCAGAGUUCAGCUGAGGGGAGUUAUGUUGGAUAGAAAGUGGUUUGGUUAUUUGGCUCUGUGAGGAUUUUUGUUCACUGAAAACUGAUAAGACGGGAUAAUAUUCAAAGAACUCUAUAGAGAUUCAUACAUCCAUGUUCUCCACCUGGAGGUGUGGAGGAGAAAGUAGCAGGUGGACCACAGAUUGCUGCGUUCUUCUGGUACAUCAUUUUGAUGUGAUGGUUAUAUUUCCAUGUUCUGAUGAUUUAGUCUAAAGACAAACAGAGAGUUGCCCCAAGGUGCUUUAUCUUGUAAGGUAAAAACCCUACAGUAAGUUCAAACAUAAGCUUGAAUGUGUUACUGAUGUGUUACCAACAAGCAGGAAGUUCUUAGAAAUAAGUUAACCAGGUUUUUUUUUAGAGUUUGAUCGAUUGAAGCAGGGACUUUACUUCAGUCCUGUGAUUUUACUGUAAACCCAACCAAGACACCUCCUAACAGGAAAAGAACAUUUAGAGUCAGAGACAAAAAAAUAAAGGUAAAUGCUGUUUAAUCAAUAUAGCGCAUAAUUAAAUAAGCCAAACUGUCAAACUUCAGACAGCUGUGGCUGAACAUGUAUUUUCUUCCACACAAACGCAAACAAAAGCGAAGUGAUUUCAAUGUAAUACUGAAAAAGUAAGUGCUCUGUAUAACAAGACUAAAGUAUAAAAAUGUAAACUCCAUGCUGUCUUUUACUGUUAACAAUCAACAAAUCUCAAAUCACAGAAGUGAUGGUCUCACAGUAGAGUUCUAUUAGAGAGUCCUGUUUUGUCCUCUGCCUAUAUUAAAAAAAAAGAAGUUUAGUCUAAGGAGCUUGGAA
Molecule: messenger RNA, 2942 nt
Organism: Oreochromis niloticus (Nile tilapia)
Lineage: Eukaryota; Metazoa; Chordata; Actinopteri; Cichliformes; Cichlidae
Product: E3 ubiquitin-protein ligase TRIM39-like
Exons: 2
Coding region: 183-1841 (552 amino acids)
Molecular function (GO): zinc ion binding; protein binding
Source: RefSeq, a predicted model, not a curated record